Anguilla rostrata (American eel) is the source of this 3231-nucleotide messenger RNA. Its product is annotated as putative nuclease HARBI1. The record is from RefSeq and is a predicted model, not a curated record. Bases 1003 to 2373 code for a protein of 456 amino acids. The transcript has 4 exons. Lineage: Eukaryota; Metazoa; Chordata; Actinopteri; Anguilliformes; Anguillidae.
UGCCCUGCACCUGAGACCAAUGUGAAAAGACGGAAUUAUGGAUCCAUUUAUUAACAUUGUGAAUUUUAAAAGGUGCGAGUUAGAAAUUAUAGUAGCCUGUACUUAAACUAUUGAUUUAUCUGCACUAGCUAGUCAGUUCUACGUAGAGUUUUGUGGUCAUCUUGAGCCCUAGAGUCGGACACCAAAAGGGACUGCUUUUUUAAGGUACGAAACUGGGUUGUCCUGAGGAAAUCCAAUUAAUCCAAGUACAUUUUUGUUUUUUGGUAAAAUGGUGGUAAAUGGGUGAAACAGCUGAAAUCUGUGUUGCCAAAGGUAAGUUGUGUGAAAAGUAAGGUAUAAAUUCAGAGACCUUAAAGGGCUUGAGACAUCGCUUCUGAUAUAACUGGCAGAUGACCUGCACCUGCUGGCUGUGGACAGAAGUGUCAGCUGUCCACCGCCAUGUCAUGCAAGCUCUAGUUUAUAAAUUCCUACACGAGUAAUCAAAACCGUCCAGAUCAAGUACUUUUCGUGCCAAAUGUUCUGUUUUAUACGGCCUGUAUUUCUGAACAGCGGUCAUGGAUAUGGGAGUCGUGAGCACGUUGUAAAGUUGACACGAGUAUUUGGUUCCUUUUGGCAACCGGUUUAAUUUCAGCAAUUUCUCCCCUUUCUCUUCAUUUGGCACCUGCCGGCCAGUUCCUGAAUUUGUCCCGUCUUUUUUGUUGCGCCUUUGCUGUAAAACAAGCCUGUUCAAAAGUUCCUUCACAAACGUGCCGGACAUUUCACCGCCGUAAGUGCAGGAAAGAGAAGCUUUAACGCUCGUUAAGAUGUAGGUGACGCAGCAGCAGGGAGUCUCGCGCACUUUUGUUUGUUCAGGCAACAGCCGACAACAGCCGGAGGAUUAUACGAGCCAGGCAGCUGCUGGAGAAAGUUAGUUAGAGGCGUGGAGGACGUGCAAGUAUAAGACCUGCAUUGCAAUUCAGCCUGGAUAAACGCGUCCACUAAACGAAGGAUUUCAUCCCGACCAUGUACAACACCGCGUGCGUGGCGUCUGCCGGCCGGGCUGUGCUGGAGAUGGUCCAGUUCGACUGGGAGCCACUGUCCCACGGGGAGUUGGACCAGCGCCUCGACCAUGCGGUGGAGGAGAUUUUGGAAGCCGAACUGAUUGAGAAAGCAAGAGCCGUUGUUGGGCCGACGUACGUUCUGCAGGCGGAGCAAGCGCCGCAGUUCCAGCAAGCCGAGGGACCGGCACACGCUCAGCAGUUAGAGCUCCAGCUUUCCCAGUCCCAGCAGAUACAGCUGCCAAGCAACACAGAGGAAGAUAACAGAGCGGUCAAGUACGUCACAGACCUCCUCCAGAACUCGGACUCCAGCUACAACCGGAAGCGGCUGACGGGCCGCGCCCGCCUGUCCCUCCCGCACACGGUGCUCCUGUCGCUCACGCUACUCCGCAGGCGGCUGAGCUACCGCUCCGUCUCCAGCCGCUUCCGCGUGGAGAAGGGCAACAUCCACCGCGUCUUCUUCUCCUUCUGCGAGCGCGUCAACGCCCUGGCUGCGCAGCAGAUACGCUGGCCCGCCGGCCAAGAGGCAGGGCAAAACCUGGACUUCCUGUCUGGAGCGGAGAGUUUAGAGAGCCCGGGAAUCCCCAAGGUGUUCGGAAUUCUGGGAAGCACUCGCAUCCCUAUCCGUCUGCCAAUCGGGAAGCAGCGGAUCGAGGGCGGGCUGCUGGAAGUGAAAAAAAUGAGAAAGGAGGUCCAUCCCGACUCGUGGCUGAACUUAGAGCUUGUGUGCGACAGGCAGGGAAAGUUUCUGCACUGCAGGAUCAGUAAAGGCUCAGACACCGACAAAGCCAGCUCUCUCAAACAGGAACUCAAGCUGAACCCCCACAUGCUACCGGAAGGGUCCUGCUUGGUGGCCAGGACUGGGUACCCCCUCUCCGGCCAAAUACUGACCCCGUACCCCACGUGUGCCUGUCCCAGGGAGUACCUUUACAAUCAGACCCUGGAGCCCCAUUUGGACGUGUUUGAUCAGGCGGUGGUCCAGCUCAAAUCCCGCUUCCAGAGGCUGUGGUACUUGGACAUGGGGAACUUCGAGAGGGCCCGCGCGGUGGUGCUGACGGCCUGCGUUCUGCACAACGUCUUCCUGCAGAUGGGGGACGGGGAGGGGGACGCCGUGCCUGAGAGGACCGAGACGGAGGAGCGAGAGGACGAGGGGGAAGGAGAGACGGAGGAGGAGGGCGUGAGGAAGAGGGAGGCCAUCGCAGAUCUGCUGUACAGAGAGCGGGAGGCCGAUGGACUUAAGUGCGUUUGGGAGCAGAUUGUGACAUCAGAGGGAGAGAGGAGGACAGAGGAGGGGGGGGAAGGGCUGGAGGGUACUACGGUAAAUACACAGCAAUAAUUCGUUUUGCAGGAUUGGCUUGUUUUUUGUUUUUUUUUCUUUCUGUUUAUCUUGACUGUUCUUGCAACAAACUGAUUCAACAAACAAGACUUUAUUUUUUUUUGAACUGUUUCAAUUUUUUAUUAAAAGAAAGAAAUAAAGAAGAAAAAAAAACAGCGUGUCCUUGAUUGAGUUCCUGCUCAAAACGCGCAAAUAUUUACAGAGGGACACACCAGCACUUUUCAGCCACGCGCUUAUCUAGCCGCUGCUCUCGUUUGGCAGCUGGGCGUGGUUUUCCUCGGCCAGGUUGGAGAUGGCUCUGGCCAAGUUAUUGAUUGCUUCGAUCUUCCUCUCCUCUAAAGCUUUUUGCUGCGCCCAGAGAUUCAUCUUCCUCUCCUGUAGCUCCAAGUACAGCUGCAACACGUCCUGGGGAGGCCGAGAUGAGUAGGGAGCAGACGGCAACGUCGGAGUCGGAAGGAUCGGAGUGAAUUUUUUAGCCGGUAGAGCUCUGCCCAGUUUGCCGCCGUUGAGUUUCUUCUGUGCCGCUAGGUCCUCUCGGCUUUUCCCCAGGACGCUGUGCAUAGUCUGGAAGAACUCCCAGUGCACGCUCUGCGCGCCCAGCCUCUUCGCUCUUUCCGCGUUCUUCCUGUACGUCGCCAGCAUGUUUCUCCAUUUUAAGUCACAUUCGUAAGCCUUGACGAUAACGUCUUGAUUCCCGGCGGACCUGAGGUUGGCCGUAACCCUCUCAGCUACGGUCUCCCACAGCUUCUUCUUCUUACAGACCGGCUGGUCAAAAUCGGUGUCCAUGGCCAAUCGCGUGCGGGCCAACUGCCAGGUGGCUUGCAGGGUCCACACAAAUUCUGCUGCAAGGUGGUAGAG